Messenger RNA from Lethenteron reissneri (Far Eastern brook lamprey), 1958 nucleotides. RefSeq names its product porimin-like. NCBI's taxonomy places the organism in Eukaryota, Metazoa, Chordata, Hyperoartia, Petromyzontiformes, Petromyzontidae. Gene Ontology annotation, cellular component: cytoplasmic vesicle. The record is from RefSeq and is a predicted model, not a curated record.
UCCCUCUUCUCACCCCCCUCCUCUCCGAUUUUCCCGCCAACACCCACUCGCCUCUCCACUGCUACCGUGCGCCGUUGCCGCCUGUGCUUUUCCCAAGUUAUAUCUUCUCCCUUUCUCGGCUAUCGUUUCCUCAUCUACCCAAACCUCACCACCAACUCCCCUCACUCGCGUGUUGCCAACAUGCGGACCCGGGUUUCCAGCGUCAUCGCCUGGGCUCUGCUCGCCGUCGUUCUGACAGCCUCAGAUUCCCAUGGAGAUGGAGCGGGACCAGGUGCAUUGCCGUCAGUCUCUCCUGCCACGACGGCCAAUGCCUCGACUGCGAUCGCCCCCAACGUCACCGCUGCGCCCACCACAGCGAACGGCACGCUGACGCCACCCACAGCAGCAAACGUAACGCAGAGUGCGAAGCCCUCUCCUGCGAACAGCACCGUGCCGCCCAGCACCGCCGGCCCACACAAUGCCAGCACAGCCGCGUCCAGCGUGACGCCCAACAACGCCACCAAUGGCACGACGUCUAGCCCCGCGGCCUUCUCCACCGCCCCCGCCCACGCCUCAUCCACGGCCUCGGCCGCGGGCGUCGUGCCGUCGGACGGGUCUGUCCGCUCGUUCGACGCCGUGAGCUUCGUGGGCGGCGUGGUGCUGGCCGUGGCGGUGCAGGCGCUGCUGUUCUUCGCCUUCAAGUACUUCCGUACGCGCAACCCGCGCUACCAGCACCUGGGAGACACGGACGCCAUCAUCUGAGACGACGGACACUCAAGUCUGCGGAGAUGCUCCUUGUCCUCCCCCGUGUCUCCUCCUCCUCAACCCUCCCCCGUCACACACCCUGCGAUGGCACCCCUGGGUUUAAUUGUGCCACCCCCUACGAUGUCACGCCUUACCGCUGCGAUAAUUGUGCCACCCCCCCCCCCUACCAUCACACGCCUUGCGAUGGCACCGCUGGGAUUAAUUGUGCCACCCCCCUACUAUAACAUGCCUUGCGAUGGCACCGCUGGGGUGAAUUGUGCCAUCCCCUACCAUCACACGUAUUGGGAUGGCACCCCUGGGAUUAAUUGUGCCACCCCCCCCCCUACCAUCACACGCCUUGCGAUGGCACCGCUGGGAUUAAUUGUGCACCCCCCCUACUAUCACAUGCCUUGCGAUGGCACCGCUGGGGUUAAUUGAGCCCACCCCCUACCAUCACAUGCCUUGCGAUGGCACCCCUGGGAUUAAUUGUGCCACCCCCUACUAUCACAUGCCUUGCGAUGGCACCGCUGCGGUUAAUUUUGCCAUCCCCUACCAUCACACACCUUGGGAUGGCACCGCUGGGGUUAAUUGUGCCAUCACCUACCAUCACACGCCUUGCGAUGGCGCCGCUGCGGUUAAUUGUGCCAUCCCCUACCAUCACACGCCUUGCGAUGGCACCGCUGGGAUUAAUUGAGCCCACCCCCUACCAUCACACGCCUUGGGUUGGUGCUGUUGGGGUUAAUUGUGCCAUCCCCUACUAUCACACGCCCUGCGAUGGCACCGCUGCGGUUAAUUGUGUUACCGUGGGGAAAACUGUAGUACUCCUCAAAACCGUUCACAAAUCAUUGGGCUCUGUUCUUUUACUUCAGGUGAUUUUUUUUUCUCUCUCCAACGAGAUUAACGUUGGUCUUUACUAAGCAAUGAAAUAUGUUGAUGUAGCCGCAUAAAAGAAAAAAAUCGGUGCCAACGGCACCUUGAAAUUUGCUUUGGGAUUCGCCUUAAGAAUUUGCUGCGCGCGUCGAUUUGAUUGUCGUAAAUUAGGCGGUCGCUUUGGAUUCUGCUGUUCUAUUUCUUUAUUUUCUCCGAAGCAAACUUUUUUUGGGGGAGAUGGGAUUAUGCGGGAUAUACUUUAUGCAAAAAAAAAUAAUCGCGAGUGAAAAUCAUAAUCGUAUCGUUACCAGAGAUUGUUUUUUUUCCUUCCAAAGACUUAAAUAAAAAAUAAUGUAUUUAAACAA